Messenger RNA from Oncorhynchus kisutch (coho salmon), 12392 nucleotides. Its product is annotated as dystrophin. Gene Ontology annotation, molecular function: protein binding; zinc ion binding. The record is from RefSeq and is a predicted model, not a curated record. Gene Ontology annotation, cellular component: plasma membrane. Lineage: Eukaryota; Metazoa; Chordata; Actinopteri; Salmoniformes; Salmonidae. Gene Ontology annotation, biological process: synaptic signaling.
AAGGAUGUGAUGAAGGAUGUGAUGGCAGGCCUACAGCAGACCAACAGUGAGAAGAUUCUGCUUAGCUGGGUGCGCCAGUCCACCAAGGACUAUCCCCACGUCAAUGUGGUCAACUUCUCCUCCAGCUGGUCCGACGGCCUGGCCUUCAACGCACUCAUCCACAGCCACAGGCCCGAGCUGUUUGAUUGGAGCAUUGUGGAGAAGCAGAAGAGUGCCAUGGAGAGAUUGGAUCACGCCUUCAGCAAGGCUGAGCAAACCCUGGGCAUAGACAGACUGCUGGAUGCUGAGGAUGUGGCGGUGCUGCACCCUGAUAAGAAGUCAGUCAUCAUGUAUACGUCUCUGUUCCAAGUGCUGCCUCAGGGCGUAACCAUGGAGGCCAUCCAGGAAGUAGAGACUCUGCCUCGACUCGUUAAGCAGGAGGAACACUUCACCAUCCAGACCCAACAACGCUACUCCCAACAGAUCACAGUGAGUGUGUCUCAGGGGCGGGUUCGUACCCCCUCCACCUCUCCUAAUCCUCACUAUAAAAGCUAUGCCUACAGUCAAGCUGCAUAUGUCAAGUCACCUGAACAAAAGAGGAGACGCUUUACUGAGCAGACCCAGCUUCUGCGUGGGGGCAGUCAGGAUGACCUGGAGCGGGGCCUGAGCCCCCUGGCCCCUGGGGCCACCCAGCUGGAAGACUACCAGAGCAUCCUGGAGGAGGUCCUGACCUGGCUGCUGUCUGCAGAGGAUGGCCUGCAGGCCCAGCCCCCCAUCUCCUCUCACGUAGAGGAGGUCAAGGAGCAGUUCCACACACACGAGGGCUACAUGGUGGAGCUGACGUCCCACCAGGGCAGUGUGGGCAGGGUGCUGCGUGCGGGCAGUGCCCUCCUGGGUGAGGGCCAUUUAACGGAGGAGGAGGAGAAAGAGGUCAGGGAGCAGAUGAACCUCCUCAACUCCCGCUGGGAACACCUCAGAGUGGCUAGCAUGGAGAAACAGAGCAGACUCCACGAGGUGUUGAUGGACCUUCAGCAUCAGCAGUUGAAGCAGCUCACUGAUUGGUUGGAGCUGACAGAGGGGCGGAUCAAGCGGAUGGGGGCUCAGCCUAUGGGGCCAGACCUGGAGGAUGUUAAACACCAAGUAGAGGAACACAAACUGUUGCAGGAGGACCUAGAGUUGGAGCAGGUGUGUGUCAACUCUCUGACACACAUGGUGGUGGUGGUGGAUGAGAACAGUGGAGACAGCGCCACCGCUGCCCUGGAGGAGAAACUACAGCACCUGGGAGACCGGUGGGCAGCCAUCUGUAAGUGGACAGAGGAGCAUUGGGUUCUGCUACAGGAGAUCCUGCUCCAGUGGCAACACUUCACUGAGGAACAGUGUUCGUUUGACUCAUGGUUGACUCAGAAGGAGAAGUUGGUUCUGUCCAUCCAGAGCAGUGGCAUCAAGGAGCAGAGUGACAUGGUGGCCAACCUGAGAAGACUAACGGUGAUGAAGGGUGACCUGGAGAUGAAGAGACCGACCAUGGACAAGCUGUGUUCUCUGUGUCAGGACCUCGUCUCCUCAGUGAAGAACAAAGAGGUGGCUCAUAAGCUGGAAGCCAGACUGGAGAGCUUCGCCCAACGCUGGGACAAACUGGUGCAGAGCCUGGAUAGGAGCAGCUCACAGAUCUCGCUGGCUGUAACCACGGUGCAGACCGCGCAGACGAAACUGACACACUCGGUGACGGCGAGCGUAUCCAAGGUGACGACGCGUGAGAAGGUGGUGGUGAAGAAUACUAAAGCAGCGCUGCCCUCUCCACCGCCCCAGAAGAAGAGACAGAUUGUUGUUGAAUCAGAGCUCAGGAAAAGGUUUGACAUGGACUUCACUGAGCUGCACAGUUUCAUCACGCGCUCCAAGGCCAUCCUACAGAGCCCAGAGUUCUCCAUGUCCAGGAAGGAGGGCAGCGUACAGGAGCUCUACGAUAAAGUCCUGGCGAUAGAGAGGGAGAGGCCAGAGAAGUUGCGGAAGCUUCAGGAAGCAACUCGUUCGGCACAGGCUUUGCUCGAUCAGCUGGCGAGCGAGGGUGGUAGUAGGAGGGCUGAUGACAUCCAGAAAGCAGCCGAGGAGCUCAACACUCGCUGGGAUGGGUUCUGUGCCCUGCUGGCUGAGAGGCUGGAGUGGCUGGCCUACCAGAGCAAGAUCCUGGCCUUCUAUAACCUCUGGCAGCAACUGGAGCAAGCUGUGGUCAACUCUGAGAACUGGCUGAAGGUCCAGCAGCCACCGGCCUCAGAGCCUGAACCUCUGAAGCAUCAACUGGAGCGCUGCAGGGAGGAGAUAGCUCGUUUCUCCUCUCUGGAGCCCCAGGUCAACCUGCUAAAAGAGAAGCUGAAGGCACUGAGGGAGAAGGAGAAUGUUCCUGUCUUCUUCGAUGCAGACAUCACUGACUUCACACAGCAUCACCAGCAGGUCCUGGAUGAGCUCCAGGCCCGAGAGAGACAGCUGGUGCUGGUUCAGGAGAGCCUUCCUCCUGUGCUCUAUAAGGAGACAGUAUUUACUCUGUUGGCCUGGUUACAGCAGUGUGAGGCGAGGCUAGCCAUCCCCUCUACAGCCGUCACUGAAUACCCUACCAUGGAGGGGAGACUGAAGGAUGUCAAGGUAAUGCAGGUUGCGCUUGCAGAGCACCAGAGUGAGGUGGACUACCUGACGUCUACAGUGGACCAGGUUUUUCAGAAGGCCCCUCCUGAGAUCAGUCACAAGUACAGGACAGAGAUGGACAGCAUCAUGACUCGCUGGAGACGCCUGUCCUCGACGCUGGGGGAACAGGCGACCAAGAUAACAGAGCUUAUGGCUAAAUUACUGCAGUUCCAGAAUGACGUGAAGACUCUGAGGAAGUGGAUGGCUGAUGUUGAUGUGUUCCUGAAUGAGGAGUGGCCAGCGCUGGGGGACUCAGAGGCCCUGCAGAAACAGCUGGAGCAGUGCACUGCCCUGGUGAAUGACAUCCACACCAUCCAACCCAGUCUGAACGGCAUCAAUGAGGUAGGCGUGUCUCUGAAGACAGAGGCGGAGCCAGCAUUCGCCAUCCAACUGCAGAAGGAGCUCGAUGAGCUGAACGCUAUGUGGGAGAUAAUCUGCAAACAGGCCUAUGCUAAGAAGUCCGCUCUGAAGGGGGGUCUGGACAAAACCAUGAGCCUGAGGAAGGAGAUGGCUGAGAUGCAGGAGUGGAUCACUCAGGCUGAGGAGGACUAUCUGGAGAGAGACUUCACUUACCAGACCCCUGAGGAGCUACGCAAGGCUGUGGAGGAACUCAAGAAGGGUCAAGAGGAGGUCCACUCUAAAGAGCUGAAGGUGAAGCUGCUGACUGACUCUGUGAACAGUUUCAUCUCCAAAGCCCCUCCGGCCGCCCACGAUGCCCUCAAGGCAGAGUUGGUCGUGCUGACCGCUAACUACCAGAGACUCUGCAGCCGCCUGGACGGCAAGUGUAAAACCCUGGAGGAGGUGUGGGCGUGUUGGUGUGAGCUGCUGUCCUACCUGGAGCAGGAGAACGGCUGGCUGGACCAGCUGGAGCAGAAGCUAGACGAGACAGACAGCAUCCCGGGGGGAGCAGAGGAGCUCUGUGAGGCCCUUGAUGCCCUGGACACAUUGCUGCGUCACCCUGAAGAUGGGAGGAACCAGAUCAGAGAGCUGUCUCAGACCCUGAUGGACGGAGGAGUUCUGGAUCAACUGAUCCAGCACAAACUAGAGGCCUUCAACACACGCUGGGAUGAACUCAUGCAGAGGGCGGUUCGACGGCAGCAGCAGCUGGAGAGGAGUGUGCAGUGGGCCCAGGAGAAUGACAAGACGCUGCGUCUCAUCAAUGACUCUCUGGACGCCACCGACCGCCACCUGUCUGCCUACAUCGCUGAUCACAUCGACGCAGCACAGAUACCACAGGAGGCACAGAAGAUCCAGACAGAGCUGAAUGGUCACGAGGCGACUCUGGCAGACAUGAAGAAGAAGAAUACAGAGAGAGACCAGUCAGAGAGAGUAGCAGCCCAGAUCCACCUGAUACAGAAGAAACUCCAGGAGGUGUGUGUGAAGUUCAGGCUCUUCCAGAAGCCUGCGAACUUCGACCUGCGCCUCUCAGAGUGUGAGAGGGUUCUCUGGGAUGUGAAGGCACAGCUGGGGGUGUUGGACAUACGCAGCGUGGAACAGGACGUGGUGCAGUCACAGUUGGAACAAUGCAUGAAGUUGUAUAAGAGUCUGAGUGAGGUGAAGUUGGAGAUAGAGACUGUGAUAAAGAGCGGAAGACAGAUCGUUCAGAGACAGCAGACGGAGAAGCCUAAAGAGCUGGACGACAGACUCACUGCCCUCAAGCUGCUCUAUAAUCAACUGGGCCUGCAGGUGACGGAGGGAAAACAGGAACUAGAGAAGAGUCUGAAGUUGUCCAGGAAACUGCGUAAGGAGUUGAACAGCCUGACAGAGUGGCUAGCUGCUACAGACGCUGAGCUGACUAGGAGGUCGGCUGUGGAGGGGAUGCCCAGUGAUCUAGAGGCUGAGCUGGACUGGGCCAAGGCAACCCAGAAGCAGACAGAGAAGCAUGCUCCCCAGUUGAAGGCUGUAGAGGAGUUGGCUGAAGCCUUGAAGGCAGUGCUGAGAGGUCAGGAGAGCCUGGUCGAUGACAAGGUCCAGCUGCUCAACUGUAACUGGGUCGCUGUCACCUCCAGGAGUGAGGAGUGGUUAAAGCUACUGCUGGACUACCAGAGCCAGGUGGAGACAUUGGAUGUGAAUAUGAAGGUGAUAAAGGAGUGGAUGGAGGGAGCAGAGAAAGAGAUGGACCAGAUAGAGAACCAGGGACCCAACGACCCGGUCCUCAAGGGUCUGCGUGGGGACUUGGAGGUGAUGCAUGGUAAGGUGGAGGCGGUGCGGGUGCUACACCAGGGUCUGAUGGGUACUUGUGGGGAACACUGCCAGGCACAGCUGGGGCCCAAACUGGAAAAGUUCAACCAGCGUUUUGACAGCAUCGCACAGCGCAUCACUGCAGGACAGGCAGCAGCAUCAGCGGUGGAGGUGGAGCAGUUCCACAGUGAAGCUAAGAUCUGGCUGGACCUGCUGGAGGAAGAAGAGAAACAGGGAGAGAACCUCAAGGAGGAAGAUUUCACAGGACAGGACGGGAACUGUGAGGAGGGGGCAGUGAAGGAGCUGUUGCUGAAAGGACAGAAGCUACAGAGGAGAGUUCCAGACCUGGACAAGAAAGAACAGAUCAGAAUCAAACACAAUCAGCUCAACACUAAAUACAACAGUGUCAUGGACCUGCGUGGUGUGAGGAGGAGGAAGGCCCUAGCGAUAGCCCCCCAGUGGUAUCAGUACCGUAGGAAGACUGAUGACCUUCUCCAGUGGCUGGACGACAUUGAGAGGAGCGUGGCUGAACUACCUGAUCCAGCAGAGGAACAGAGGGUUAAGGAGAUUGGCUCAGAGUUCGAUGAGAAGAGUGAGGAUCUGAAAGAGGUGCAGGGAUUGGCCAAAGAACUGUCAGACGCAGGGGCGACCUCGCUGGUGCAGCCCCGCCUCCUCCAGCUCAACACACGCUGGCAGGAGGUGGAGGCUAAAUUCACCCCCUACCGCCGACAAAGUGAGUACCUGGGAGAGCUGCAGACCCUGCUGCGUUCCGUCUCUGAGACAGACUUCCAACUGAACUCUCCUGAGUACUGGCAGGCCGUCUUCUAUAACCUACCCCAGCAGGGACAGUGCCUUCAGGAGGUGAAGGUGAAUCUGAAGAACCUCCGCCCCCCUGUAGAGGGCGCUCUAGCCAGGAGAGAGGAGGUGGUGGCCAUCGCCACUCCAGCAGAGAGAACCAGGGUUCAGGAGACAGCUCUGCUGCUCAACACUAACUGGGACAAAGUCAACAAGUUGUACCUGGACAGGCUCAGGCGCUGGGAGACGUCCAAUGCUAAGUGGCUGAAGUUCGUAGCGGACCAGAAGGUGCUUGGUGAUUGGUUGAGUGGUGCGGAGACCACUCUGAAACAGGCGAAGACAGACCCUGCUGGGACCAGACCACACCUUAAGGAGCUGCAGGAGAGCGUGGGGGCCCAGGGGGGCGUGGUGGCAGGGCUGAACGCUGCAGGGAAGGAGAUCAUUGGUCAGAGUACGCAGGAGGACGGAGCUCAGAUCAGGCUACAGCUCAACACCCUCAACACACGCUGGGUGAACAUCACCCAGGAGAUCGCAGAGAGGAAGAGGAGGUCUGCAGAGGCACGUACUGCAGCGAUGGGGCUGCAGGACGACAUGGGGGAGUUCCUGUCCUGGCUGGAUGAGGCUGAGGAGGUCGUGGCCAUCCCCCUGACGCCUGGAGAUCACCACCAGAUGAACGCCACUCUGGAGAAAGUCACGGCUCGUGUGUUGGAACUACCAGCCAGACAGAACAAUGUGGAAACCAUUAGCACGAGGACCGGCACCAUUCCCCUCCCUGCUGACCAACAGAAGGAAAUGAAGAUGAUCAACACACGCUGGGUACAGGUGUCUAAAGACCUGCCUGAGAAGCAGAAGCAGAUUGAGAGCUUGCUGAAGGAGCUGUCUCACUUCCAGGACCGGCUGACUUACCUCUCCUCGUGGACCUCAACCACCAGGACCACCCUAGAGGAAAACCCUGACAAUGUGGAACCCAAGCUCAUAGAUGAAGUCCAGGUCAAGAAGCCUGAGGUGGAGGGGGUGUUGGCUAAGGGCCAGGAGCUGUACAAGGACACGCCUCCCAGCCAACCAGAGAAGGAGAAGUACCACAGUCUGAGUGAUGAUUGGAGGGCGAUUCAGGGGCAAAUGAUAGUACACAGAGAGAGGCUGGCCGCUCUAAAGAUCCAGAAAACCACCAUUGAGACCCUCCAGGGAGACGCCCCAGCCCUGGCUCAGUUCAACAAGGCCUGGGCAGAGCUCUCUGAUUGGCUAUCCCUGCUGGAUCAGAUGGUACAGACACAGAGGGUGACCGUGGCCGACCUGGACGACAUCAACCACAUGAUCGUCAAGACCAAGGGAGCACUGGGGGACAUGGAGCGGCGGCGCCCCCAGCUGGAGGGUCAGCUGACUGCAGCCCAGAACCUGAAGAACAAAACCAACAACCAGGAGACACGAGCUGCUAUCACCGACCGCAUUGACAGGUUGCAGACCCACUGGGAGGAGUCACAGGGCAGACUGGCUGAUAGACAUCAACAGCUACAGAACAUGCUGCAGGACUCCUCUGAUUGGUUGGACGCCAGGAAGGAGGUGGAACCUCUCAUCAAACGAGCCAAUGACAAGCUGGAGUCGUGGCAGGAUAUUUCCUACACCAUGGAUGCUCUGAAGAAGCAAAACACUGACCUCAAGCUGUUUGUGAAGGAGCUGCACCAGUGGCAGGGUCAGGUGGACGUGACCAAUGACCUGGCAGGGAAGCUGUUAACCCUUUACUCUACCGACCACACACACAAGGUCACACAGAUGACCGACGCCACCAACGUUACCUGGGAGCACAUCAACAAACGUGUCGGGGACCGUGAGGCGGCUCUGUCAGCUGCUCUGAGGCUGUUGCAGCAGUUCUACCUGGACCUGAAGGAGUUCCUCAACUGGCUGACGGAGGCAGAGACCACCUGUAACGUCCUGCUGGACGCCGCACACAAGGAGAGGCUGCUGGAGGACCCUGAGGCUGUACGACACCUGCUGGGGCAGUUCCAGGACCUUCAGGGGGAGAUAGAUGGCCACACAGAACUGUACCACUCUCUGGAUGAGAAUGGUCAGCGUAUUGUGACGUCUCUGACCGGCUCAGACGAUGCCGUACUCCUACAGAGCCGCCUGGACAACAUGGGCCAGCGCUGGGACGAGCUCCGCAGCAAAACCAUGAAUAUGAGAUCUCACCUGGAAGGGGAAAUGGCUCCAUGGAAGCGGAUACACAUGACCCUUCAGGAGCUGAUAGCCUGGCUGCAGAGGAAGACUGACCUGCUGGAGCAGGAACCACCAGUAGGGGGCGACGUCCCUGCUGUGCAACAACAGCUGGACACACACAGGAGCUUCAGGAGAGAUCUGAGGGCCAAGGGCCCGGUGGUUAACGGGGCUCUGGACCAGGUUCAGAUCUUCCUGUCUGAGCUGCCUGCUGAGAGGGAGCCUCAGCCUGUCCAUAGAGACAUCAGUCCAGAGGAGCGUGCCCAGAACGUGGGGCGUGUCCUGCGAAAGGAAGCAGAGGAUGUGGCGUCUGGGUGGGAGGGGCUUAACGAGGAGGCCGCUGAUUGGCAGAGGAGGCUGGAGCUGGCUCUGGAUAGGCUGUUGGAGCUUCAGAAGGCCCAGGACCAGCUGGAGCUGAGGCUGAGCCAGGCUGAGAUGGUGAAGGAGGCCUGGGAGCCUGUAGGAGACCUGCUCAUAGACUCACUACCUGAACACAUCGACAGGGUCAAGGCGUUCCAGGCAGAGAUAGCUCCUAUCAAAGACGAUGUGAGUCACGUCAACAACCUGGCCUCUACCUUCGGCCCUCCUGACCUCGUCCUCUCACGACCCAACCUGGACAGACUGGAUGACCUCAACACACGCUGGAGGAUGCUACAGAUCUCCAUCAAAGACCAUCUGAAGCAGCUGACAGAUGCUCAGAGGGACUUUGGCUCUCUGCAGGGUUCUGUUCAAGGUCCAUUUGAGCAGGCGGUCUCACCCAAUAACGUGCCCUACUACAUCAACCACCAGACACAGACAACAUGCUGGGACCAUCCCAAGAUGGCCGACCUCUACCAGUCUCUGGCCGACCUGAACAACGUGCGUUUCUCAGCCUACCGGACAGCCAUGAAGCUGAGACGCCUGCAGAAAGCUCUGUGUCUGGACCUCCUGGGUAUGCCCGCAGCGUGUGAGGUCUUUGAGCAGCAUGGCCUGAAGCAGAAUGAGCAUCUGAUGGACAUCAUGCAGGUGAUGACGUGUCUGACCAGCCUCUAUGAGAAACUGGACCAGCAGCAUGGGAACCUGGUCAACGUCCCGCUGUGUGUCGACAUGUGUCUCAACUGGCUGCUCAAUGUUUAUGACACAGGAAGAAGUGGAAAAAUCAGAACUCUGUCCUUCAAAACCGGCAUCAUCUCACUCUGCAAAGCACACCUGGAGGACAAAUACAGAUUCCUGUUCCGCCAGGUAGCCAGUGCAACAGGGUUCUGUGACCAGCGGAGGCUGGGUCUUCUCCUCCAUGAUUCCAUCCAGAUCCCCCGUCAGCUGGGAGAGGUGGCCUCCUUCGGGGGCUCCAACAUCGAGCCCAGCGUCCGCAGCUGCUUCCAGUUUGCCAAUAACAAGCCAGAGCUGGAAGCUGCUAUGUUCCUGGACUGGAUGCGUCUGGAGCCUCAGUCGAUGGUGUGGCUGCCUGUCUUACACCGUGUGGCGGCUGCUGAGACGGCCAAACACCAGGCCAAGUGUAACAUCUGCAAGGAGUGUCCUAUCAUCGGCUUCAGGUACCGAAGCUUAAAGCAUUUUAACUAUGACAUCUGCCAAAGCUGCUUCUUCUCUGGUCGUGUGGCUAAGGGACACAAGAUGCAAUACCCCAUGGUGGAGUACUGUACACCGACUACGUCAGGGGAGGAUGUGAGGGACUUUGCCAAGGUACUGAAAAACAAAUUCAGGACCAAGCGAUACUUCGCUAAGCACCCCCGUAUGGGCUACCUCCCUGUGCAGACCAUCCUGGAGGGGGACAACCUGGAGACUCCCGUAACUCUGAUCAACUUCUGGCCGGUAGAUCAUGCGCCUGCGUCCUCCCCCCAGCUCUCCCAUGACGACACCCAUUCACGCAUCGAGCAUUACGCCAGCCGGUUAGCUGAAAUGGAGAACCGUAAUGGAUCUUAUCUGAAUGACAGUAUCUCACCCAAUGAGAGCAUUGAUGAUGAACACCUGUUGAUUCAGCACUACUGUCAGAGUCUGAACCAGGGCUCUCCCCUCAGCCAGCCACGCAGCCCCGCCCAGAUCCUCAUCUCCAUGGAGAGUGAGGAGAAGGGGGAGCUGGAGAGGGUGCUCAACGACCUGGAGUCAGACAACAGGAAGCUACAGGCGGAGUAUGACAAGUUGAAGAAGGCCCACGACCACAAGGGUCUGUCCCCACUCCCCUCACCCCCGGAGAUGCUGCCCGCUUCGCCCCAGAGCCCACGGGACGCCGAGCUGAUCGCUGAGGCCAAACUGCUGAGGCAGCACAAAGGACGGCUGGAGGCUCGCAUGCAGAUCCUGGAGGACCAUAACAAACAACUGGAGUCACAGCUACACCGGCUCAGACAGCUACUGGAACAGACUGACUCCAAGGUGAACGGUACAGCCCUGUCCUCUCCCUCCACCUCGUCCCAGCGCUCUGACACCAGUCUGCCUCUGAUGCGUGUAGCAGGCAGCCAGACUACAGAGACCAUGGGUGACGAUGAGCUGUCGAGUCCGUCCCAAGAUGCAUUGGGGCUAGAGGAGGUGAUGGAGCAGCUAAACAACUCCUUCCCCCACAGCCAAGGACUGAGUGUAGGCAGUCUGUUCCACAUGGCAGAUGACCUGGGUCGAGCCAUGGAGUCAUUGGUCAACGUGAUGACGGACGAACAGAGUGGCGAGUAGCGGAAGACGAGGGCCCGCCCCUUACCCCCUCCCCAACCAACCCCCUGCAUGCUUUUCUAGUCAAAACAACUGGAUUGGACACGUUUACAAAGAGAAAUAUACAUAUAUUUUUGUGAAGGAUCAGCAUUACAAAACUUGUAGAUUUCAGUAGUUUCUUAAAAGUAUCGAAAAUGGUUUUAUUAACAAAAGGCAGGUUUUUAAACUUCUAUGCAAUUGUAUAAAAACAUAAGAGAAAGAAAAAGUGUGUAAAUCUUGUGAACGUCUUUCCAUUUCUUUGUAUGGAGCAUUUCACAACAUUUGUAUCAAAAAGAAAGAUUGUAAACAUAAGGGUGCUUUAUAUUACAAAACUAUGUUUAUUAUAACAACAAAAGAUGAUAUACUGUAAAGGCAAUGCAGUCGUCCUGUACCCUUUCAGCGUAGAGAGACUGACUGUGUGUAUGUAUGCACGUUUGUGUGUGUCUUGGUACGCAAGGAUGUGUGUGACGUGUGUGUGUGUGUGUGUGUGUGUGAAGGUAAUCUAUUUUCCACAUUGCAUUAUAGCUUUUGCUUUGGGCUGAUGCACCUCUCGUUGUUUAUCAAACCAUCCAUCCAUCCAUAGGUCAUAGGUCAUCUUUUUCUUUAGUAGUGUCUGUUUGAUGAUCAUAAUAUGAUACUAUGCCCUUUGCCUCGUUCACCGCAGCUCUGGUCCACUCCUAUGUGUUGAAUCUACCACGAGGAGGCAUAGAGCACAGACUGAAAGGUUCAGUCUGGGAUAUUAACAGCCGUUAUUGUUGUUUUUCAAAUGAAGGAUUGGGCCUUUAACACUGACAGAAAGAAAGUAACAGUGUUGUUUUAAUACCUAUUCAUAGUGGUUUUGUAGGAUUAUGGAAUUUAAUACCAUUUAAAAUAGAGCUACAGUACAGUGUGACAUUCAGCUGUUUGUAAUCCUGAGAUUAUUUUAUUGAUUUGAUCUGAGUUCUCUCCUAGUGUGAUUGGGAGUGGUUUAAGAUACUAGUGUAUGAUUCUAGAACCCCCAGUAAUGCAAGCUCUACCUCGUUUUAAUUGGUCAAAACCCAACUUUCACAUUAUUUUUCAUUCUGAUCCUUCCUAGGAAGGUGCAGAAAAUAUUCUACUGUAGUUGGAUGCCAUCUUAAAGAACCCAUCCAUGUUUUGGAAUGGAAUGAGUCCCUCCAGAUACAUACACUGUAGUGUCCUCAGUGUAGCUGGAUGCCAUCUUAAAGAACCCAUCCAUGUUUUGGAAUGGAAUGAGUCCCUCCAGAUACAUACACUGUAGUGUCCUCAGUGUAGCUGGAUGCCAUCAUAAAGAACCCAUCCAUGUUUUGGAAUGGAAUGAGUCCCUCCAGAUACAUACACUGUAGUGUCCUCAGUGUAGCUGGAUGCCAUCAUAAAGAAUCCAUCCAUGUUUUGGAAUGGAAUGAGUCCCUCCAAUCUGAAUGUGUUCAGAUAUAUACACUGUAGUGUCCUCAGCGGUUCAUUAAGACAUAGAGAUGAAAUGUCAGACAUGUUUAAGGAAACUGGACCAGGGUGCACUACUGUUAUCCAUCCUGGACAGACUAGAGUUCCUUUAUGGAAUUGCAUGUUGUGGGGCGUUAUCAGUGUGAGAUCACAGUUGAUGUUUAUUUAAAACACAAACAAUUGAAGGUAUUCUUCAGGAUUAUUACAGUUUCACGACAACACCUUUUUGCUUCGUUUCGUCACCAUGUUUAUAGCAGCAUGAUCAAAGAUAAUGAUUCAUUAAUCCACUGCGUCAUUCAUUUCUAACCCUGGAGUUGUAUUGUCCAUCUUUUUCAAUAACUCAUUUGUUUCACAACAUAUCAAAUUCCACCAAAUAUAUGCCUUACUACUGUAUUAUAACAUGCUUUACUGUGUCUAUCAAUAAAGCGGUGAUGUUGACUUGA